This is a messenger RNA of Penicillium antarcticum, 885 nucleotides long. Its product is annotated as PaaI family thioesterase. The coding region runs from base 1 to 885 and encodes 294 amino acids. The record is from RefSeq and is a predicted model, not a curated record. Lineage: Eukaryota; Fungi; Ascomycota; Eurotiomycetes; Eurotiales; Aspergillaceae. The transcript is spliced from 2 exons.
AUGUCAAACGUUUCACAGACAGGCCGACGGCUCUUCCGAUCUCGAAAUGCUUUGGCAUUGAAAUCAUAUUCACCAUGGGGAUCUAUCGCACGCCUUCACCAGCAGGGCCCGUCGCGCUCUGCUGUCGUCCACGACCGGGCAAUUCCCCAGGACCAAAGACAUGUACCCACCCCCAAGGGCUCACCAUUCCUUUCUCAUGCACAACAACAAAAAACCCCUACACCUCAACGUCCCCAGCAUGAAUCCACAACCAUCGACACCCUUGUUUCCCAAAUCCCCAUCGUUCAAACCCUCCGCAACACCCACAAAGCCUACAAAGAAACCCGUCCCCACCUCGUCAUUCCACCGACAAUCAGACAACACCAUUUAGUAGGUGGAAGUCUAGCCGGUCCAGGCAAGCUCGCCUUCCAGCCAUACAUGUGGACAUCAACAAGCAAAACAGAGACACAGCAAAGAGCCAGCAGCGUAGUCUCAGUCUUCCACAUUGGCCAAGACCUUUGCGGCCACCCCGGUUUCGUACACGGCGGUCUGCUCUCUGUCCUAUUUGAUGAGGUCUUUGCUCGCUGUGUUUCUGUUGCUUUCCCCAGUGGCCUUGGCAUGACAGCGAAUCUGAAUGUUGAUUUCCGGAAGCCGGCGCUUCCUGACCGUAUGUAUGUGCUACGUACUGAGACUGUUAAGGUUGAGGGAAGGAAGGCGUGGGUUGAGGGAAAGAUGACUUAUCUGCCGCUUUCUUUGCCUUCAUCUUCAAUUGACCCGGGCAGUAUUGUUCACGAUACUGAUUUGUUGAGUGAGGAGAAUGAGGGUGCUGUUAUGGUUGCCGAGGCUAAGGCUUUGUUUAUUGAGCCUAAGUUUGCUGAUUCCAUGGUGUCUAUUUACAAGAACUAG